GAAAUGAUAUUACACAUUGCUGAGUGUCUUGAUAUACCCGUGUAUGAAAUUGACAUAUCACGAAGUCAUCGUGUUGGUAAAUAUAAUCCUCAAUCAUCUACUCCUCGUCCUAUAAUCGUUCGUUUCAUGUCUUAUCGUUCACGUGAAUUAUUUUAUAAAAAUCGUCAAUAUCUUAAUGAAACUGAGUACUAUUAUGUUACAGUACGUGAAGAUCUUACGAGAGAAAAUCUAAAUUUAUUACGACGUUGUAUUGAGCUUCGCCCAUCGGUUAGAUUCUAUACAAAAGAUGUUGGUUUGAUGACAUUAAUGAAGCGUAAACAAUACCAUUUAAAACGUUAUGAAAACGAAAAUGGUUUGUAUACAUCAUCUUUAUAG
Molecule: messenger RNA, 375 nt
Organism: Didymodactylos carnosus
Lineage: Eukaryota; Metazoa; Rotifera; Eurotatoria; Philodinida; Philodinidae
Source: the annotation of a GenBank genome assembly